GGGGGGAACAAAAGGGAAGCAGCUGCUAAACGUCCUGAAGGAGAGACCCACAGAGUCCGUGAGGCCGUCCAGACGGGGACAGACGGGCACCCAGACGCCCGGGGGGCAACUAUCGGGGAGCUGGCCCAGGAGGCCCCCCCCCCGCCCCUGCCGGGGCCAGAGGGCCCAGGGUGGACAGAGCAGGCCACAGACAGGGAGACGGGGCGAGCCAACGGGGAGGGGGCGUCAGCCAGAGAGCCCAGACGGCCAGACAGACGACAGACAGCGCAGAUCCAGGGACACAGACAAGGGCGCGAAGGCGGGGGCCGGGAGAGAAAGGAGAGAGGAGGGGGAGAGGGGUCCUGGUGGCAGGAGGAGGAGCAGGGGGAGGCCAGCAGACAGAGGCCGGCGGCCUUUGAAGAAGGAGCAGCAGCGUCCCCAGGGCUGGGGUCAGGCCAGGUCGCCGGCCGGCGGGGCCGCCUGCAGCAUGAGCGGCUCGGCCCUCCUGAGGAGGAGUUCCAGCCAACGGGGCCUGGAGAAGCUGGUGAGGCUCACCACUCAGUGGAGCGUGGAAGAUGAGGAGGAGGCCGCCCGGGAGCGGCGCCGCCGGGAGAGGGACCGGCAGCUGCGGGCCCAGGACGAGGACAGAGGCGGCCAGUCCCCUGAGCUGCCCGAGCAGGAGACCCUCCUCAGCCUGAAGCCUUCGGAGGCACCUGAACCAGAUGAGGACGAGGGUUUCAGCGACUGGUCCCAGAAGCCAGAGCAGCGGCCACAGGACUGGGGGGCCGGGGAGACCUCCAACUGUGGGGAGCCCCCUUGGGGUGAAAGUCCAGAGGGGCAGCAGGAGGAGGACAGGCCCCACCAGCACGCCUGCGGGAACCAGGAUGGUGAUGAGCAGAGCCCAGCCAGAGUGCCCCUGGAGAAGUUGCACCUGAGCCCUAGCUCGGAGCUCCAGGAGGGGCUGGGAGCAGAAGAGACAGAGCCCAAGAGCCCAGAGGGGACCAUCCAGGGCAGCCUGCGGCCAGCAGAAGCUGAGAAGGCAGAUGAGCAGCACCAGAAAAGCCAGCAGCCCAGGACACCCAGCCCCCUGGACUUGGAGGGCACUACUGAACAGGGCUCGCCUCCCCUGAGCCCCAGCACCAAACUCAUCGACAGAACCGAGUCCCUGAACCGCUCCAUCAGGAAGAGUAACAGUGUGAAGAAGUCCCAGCCAGCUCUGCCCAUCUCCAAGAUUGAUGAGCGGCUGGAGCAAUACACCCAGGCCAUCGAGACUGCUGGCCGGACCCCCAAGCUAGUCCGCCAGCCCUCCAUUGAGCUGCCCAGCAUGGCUGUGGCAAGCACCAAGAGCCGAUGGGAGACAGGAGAGGUGCAGGCUCAGUCCACUGCCAAGGCUGCCUCCUGCAAGGAUAUUGUAGCUGGAGACAUGAGCAAGAAAAGCCUCUGGGAGCAGAAAGGAGGCUCCAAGACAUCAUCGACAAUUAAGCAGAGCACCCCAUCUGGAAAGAGAUACAAGUUCGUGGCCACUGGACAUGGGAAGUAUGAGAAGGUGCUCGUGGAUGAGGGCUCAGUGCCCUAGGCAGUCCUUCCUGCUCUCCUGAGACUACAGGUGAUUCUGGCAGCAGCGUCCACGUCUGCAGGGGAGAGUCCACCAGAUGCCCACCCCAGCCCUGCCAUGAGAGCCACCGUCAUGGCCCGCUUGGCCUGCCCGCACCCCUCCAUCACCCACCACAAUCAUCGCCCCUCUGCUCCUCAACCACCUGACUUCUCUCCCCUCCCACUCUCUAACCGCCCUGCCUCCCACUCUGCCUCGCAUGGCAGGAGCAGGAAAGGGACUAUCACUGGUGAUUGACCCAAGGAGCCAUCCCGCAGAGGCCAAGGGUUCCCAAGGAAGGCCCAGGCUGAGCAGAGAGAGAGAAUACCUGCUGGGGGACCUCCAGGUCAAGAGACAGAGACACCCGUACCACAUUCUCAAGCCCUGCACCCCCCGCCUCCUGCUUGCAACCUCCUCCUUCUAGUGCAAUAAAGUUUGUGUGUUCCAAA
Messenger RNA from Nyctereutes procyonoides (raccoon dog), 2019 nucleotides. It is a transcript of the gene LSP1, whose product is annotated as lymphocyte specific protein 1. NCBI's taxonomy places the organism in Eukaryota, Metazoa, Chordata, Mammalia, Carnivora, Canidae. Bases 467 to 1555 code for a protein of 362 amino acids. The transcript is spliced from 11 exons. Gene Ontology annotation, molecular function: actin binding. Gene Ontology annotation, biological process: signal transduction. The record is from RefSeq and is a predicted model, not a curated record.